Molecule: messenger RNA, 1059 nt
Organism: Fraxinus pennsylvanica
Lineage: Eukaryota; Viridiplantae; Streptophyta; Magnoliopsida; Lamiales; Oleaceae
Source: the annotation of a GenBank genome assembly
AUGACCAAUGAAACAAAGAAUGUACUGCCGGAGACAAAGGUGGCGAUGGCCGUGUCUCGGGAUGAAAACGGCAUACUGAACUGUUCGAUCCCAGAUCGCCGGAGACUUGGUCGACGGAAAAGCAACGUCAUGCAUGUCAUUCUAAGGACUGCUCUGUCUUUUAACUUGUGUCACAUCAAUCUCAGUAAUGGCCACUGCCAAACAAGAAUAUUUGCAUAUGCUAUGAUAAGUGGUGGAUCAGCUGCAUCUGGUGUCACGAACCUGAACCGUACAGGGAUCCGACAUUCUUCCCUGCCAAAUUUUUGCAAACCAUUGCGUAUUUUCUGCAAUCGUGUGGCUGUAUCUAUAGCCUUCACGUUUUUCAGCUGCUUCUUGCUAGCCUUGUUGGCCGUUCUUGACGCAGACCACAGCCACACUAGCAUCACCACCACAACCCAACCACGAGCACCACAGCCACGCGAGCACCACCACCACCACAACCUAACCACGACUUCCAGCAAUAUAUUCCAGCAACAUCUACAGCACCACCGUGCACAUCCCGCAUCACCCAUCACCACACCACUCAAAACAAGGGGAAGAAGAAUCGAAGAAGAGACAACCAACGUCGCUUCACUCCGCGACGUUCAAAUCGCGCUGCUGAAAAACAACUGGAUAUGUGGCUCUCGUUUCUAUUGGGUUACAUUGAUUAUACUAGCCAUCCCAAAUGUUGCUCCGGACACGGCUGCCGAGGAACUCCAAGUAGGUGGUACCGCUGGGUGGCGGCUGCCAGGUUUUGAGUACAGGAAUGAUUCAGUUGUUAUGGUGGAUAAAUGGUGGUACUAUCACUGCAAUGCAAGCCAUCCCGUAUCAGUAUACAACACUGGAAACACCAUAAUCAAUCUUGAUAAGCCUGGUCCUAUGUAUUUUGUUAGGGGAGAUCCUAUGCAUCGCAAGAAUGGACAAAGAUUAUUUGUGGAGGUCCAAGAUUCUUCAGCAACAUCACCAUUUUCAAGUGCCGCCUCAUCUUCAAAUUUGGUUUUCUUAUAUAUGGUGCUAACUGCAGCCUCCUCCUUUGUGUGA